CAACGAGGAAAGUGCCUGAAGCCUGCAUUCUCUGGAAUGACCAUCAGAGGGCGACUCCCAGUGGCCACAUUAUCCUGAGGAGUUUAUAGUCUCAAUCGCUAGUUAAAUGUGAUAGCGAAUAAAUAUAUGAAUCUUCUCCAAUGCAGCAUGAUGUUCAUUGUGUAAAUUGUGGAGUAAAAUAGACGAUAAGGCAAUGGCGUGCAUUGUGGCGUGGAUACAGAGUGAUUGACAGCUAAUGCCAUCCAAUCGGUGCAUGGCUACAGGGUUACGUGGGCACGUGGUGGAGGAGCUCUCACUCAGACCCCGCCCCAAGUCUGGUUUAAAAAACCACUGGUCGUAUAUAAUCACGAUGUGACGAGAUUCCUUUGACGUCAAACAGACAAUCGGACAUUCGCGUGCCCUUCACGCCGUGACUGGCCGUUGGUACGAAUGUAGAGCGCAAACAGGGUUUGAACUUCUCAGUCAGGCUCUUUUUUUCGCCGUCACCUUUUAUGGCUAAUUUACAACACAAAAAAUACAUGUUGAUGAAAUUCUGACCAGAUGCAUUUGAAGUCAUUUGGCAAGUUGCAAAAACGUUGACGUUGAACGUGUCGCUUGGACGUUUACUGACGACACACAUCUGAUCUUCUGUUUGAUCGCUGACCGGUGAAGGAAACAUCACGGUUGGCAUGAAUACAGAUAAAAACAACGUCUCUAUGUGAACACGUCCAAAACUGCAAUCUUUCCGUAACAGUGACCAAAGUGCAUUACUUCUGAAUAUAAUCCAGCCAGUUCUUACAUUUGCCCACCGCACCAAUAAUUGAAAACUAUUCUCAUAAAUAUAUAAAGCUAAUAGGAGACGGCGUCGCAUGAAGCCGCCUAGAUGCUCACCACAUGCGAUUGCAGUGGCCCGGGGAGGUUUCGCUCGCCGGGUGCAGACUUCAGAAUCCUCACGGUGGGUUUUGUAAUGGUUCGAGGAAAACAAUUCCCCGAGUUGCUUGACCUUCCCGCGCUCACAGAUUCAUGAGGCAGCACUAUCGAUUUAAACAGGUGUAAAGGGCCCCCUCACCUGCCCAGGAAAUUGAAUCAUGUCAGAGGGCCGGCGGGUUAUUGCGCGCGACGCCGUCACCGCACGCCACAGGACACUUCUAUGUCAGGGGGGGCCGGACAAUAUUCAUUUUUACUUUCACCUCCCGUUGUGGGGACCAAGCGGGCGGGGAGAGCCGCGGCACAUUUGACCAGAAAGAGGUUAAUGGCAUUUUGCUCUCGGAAAGUAUCCAGGAAGUCGCCGGAGCGGGCGCGCCGAAUUCACAUCCCGCCGCAGUGUCCGGACUUAAAAUAUUCAGGAUGUGUGCUCUCAUCCUCCUUGAGAAGGCCAAUGAUAUAGAGCUCCUUUCCUCUGUUGGGUAAAGCUAAUUAAGUUUCUUUCUUCUUUUUUUUUUUGGAAAUACCUAGUUUCAUAAUCAGAGCAACACUGUCGUAAAUUUCAAUCCAACGUAGAUCGUGCGCCCGUCACCCUUAUCUCAAUAUGACGGUAUCCUUUUUUUCCCCAGGAGUUAUACUUUAAUGUCAUUUUAGGUCUACACCUUCUUGCAGUGUGUGUGUGUGUGUGUGUGUGUGUGUGUGUGUGUGUGUGUGUGUGUGUGUGUGUGUGUGUGUGUGUGUGUGUGUGUGUGUGUGUGUGUGUGUGUGUGUGUGUGUGUGUGUGUGUGUGUACUCGGAGGUGAGCAUGCUCAGACUUAUUUCAAUCCCUUUCGUGAAUGGCUGAUUAUCACAAUCUCUAGCUUAAGUUCAGGGCGAGCAGAACCGCAAAGCCCCUCAGAGUGAGCGACAAAAGACGAGAGGAAGGAGUCGGCAUGGCCCAGAAAAAUAACUUUCCGUUCUCCAUCAGGGAAUAUAGACCCUCGGAUCGGCACGUGGUCCUUCCGCUCUUCCGUGACGGGAUCCUCGAGCACGUGUACCCGGCCUUCUUCAAGGCCAUGAGCCACCCAGACCACGUGGGCGUCGCUCUGAGUAUUUCCAUGGCCGGCUAUGUGCUGGGAGGCAGCUCCUACUUCCAAGCCUUGCUCUUUGGCGGCGCGUGGGCCGGCCUCAUCUACUACUGCUGCCACGACAUCUACGAGGGCUACGUGACGCGGCGGCUGGGCACGGACAUGGCCGACAUUCAGGCCAACUACCUGCAAAGCCCAGACAGUGGUUUCUGGGUGGCAGAGGCAGACGUCAACGGCCAGACCAAGGUGGUGGGGAUGGUGGCGGUGGCGGGGAGGAAGAGCGAGGAGGGCGCUGAGCGGUUUGACGACCUGAACGGAGGACUGGCGGCGGGAGGCCCAGAGUCGGCAUGCGGCGCCGGAGACGGGGGCCACGGCGAGAUGCCCCACGUGGUCGUGGUUUUCCCGUGGCGCCGCAAAAGCCUGGGCUCACAGCUGAUGCAGAAGGCCUUGGACUUCUGCAAAGAGCACGGCUACGCCCGCCUGGUUCUGGACGUCAGCUCGCCGCAGACGGCCGCCAUUUCCCUGUGCCAAAAAUCCGGCUUUGUUCAAACCGCAUCCCACAGUGACACGCACGCCAACCGCUGGGUCUCCAGACUGGCCAGAAUAAAUGUGAUGCGGAUGGAGAAGUUCAUUUAAAACCUGCGACGGACUGAUACAACCUCACCUUUACGAAGAAGAAGAAUUCAGCUAAUUUAUGUCUCAUUGAAUGAUCACGGCUGAGUGAUACCUCAUCACUUUUGUCUCCAGCUUGCUGUCAUGGUAGU
Molecule: messenger RNA, 2734 nt
Organism: Scophthalmus maximus (turbot)
Lineage: Eukaryota; Metazoa; Chordata; Actinopteri; Pleuronectiformes; Scophthalmidae
Product: N-acetyltransferase family 8 member 3
Exons: 2
Coding region: 1836-2606 (256 amino acids)
Molecular function (GO): N-acetyltransferase activity
Source: RefSeq, a predicted model, not a curated record